UGAAGAAUGUGUGUUUUUUCUCUUCACUUUCUUACACUGGCCCCACUCAACUCUCACUUUCCUGACUCUCCUUUGAUCAUUCUUUCUUUUCUUCUUUGAUUUUCUUUCUGUAAUUCUUGAAUUUUGCUUAGCAAAAAUGCAUGAAGCAGUGGAAAAUUACAGCAGUGAAGAAGAGCUUUCUGUGCUGCCUCCUCAUACUAAAGUUGUGGUUACUGGGAAUAAUCGAACGAAAUCUGUUCUUGUUGGGCUUCAUGGUGUGGUGAAAAAGCCUCUUGGGCUUGGUGGCUGGCACUGGCUGGUGCUUACCAAUGGUAUAGAUGUAAAGUUGCAGAGGAAUGCUCUUAGCGUGGUUGAACCACCUUCUGGCAACGAGGAGGAUGAUGACCUUGAAUUUGAAAAUGUGCAAUGGAAUGGCUCAGAUUUGGGUGAACUUGCAUCUGAUGAUACACAGAAGUCACAUAGAUCAAAUCAUCGCAUACGUACAUCAACUGGAUCAUCCCACAAGAACGAACAUAAGAAUGUGCACAAGUCUCUCUCAUGUGAUGCGCAGUCUAAAAGACUAACUACAUCUCCAUCAGCACACAAUGACACACAAAAGUCACACAGGUCAAGUCAUCAAGCACAUAAAUCAACUAGAUCAUCCCACAAGAAUGGCUGUAAGAGUGCCAGCAAACCUCUCUCCCGUGAUGUGCAGUCCAAGGUACUAAAAACUACCCCACCGCUGUCCAUGGUUGACCUCAGUAAGCUAGAUAGAGCUGCUUUGUGGAAAUAUUAUCGACACUUCAACCUUAUGGAUGUCAUGCCUAACCCCUCUCAAGAGCAGCUACUUGAUAUAGUUGAGACACAUUUUAUGUCGCAGAAAUUGGAUGAGGUGCAAGUCAUUACUGGGUUUGUCAAGUCUGCUAAAAGGUUGAAGACUCAAACCAUCGGCAGACGAUACUGAUGGGAUCAGCAUAUCAUGCAGUUCGCAGCAUUACACCCAUAUGGUAACUAAAAUUCCUAGUAAACGCAGCUUGGCUCUGUUUCAGUCAGGAAUUUUUCCAGUAACUUGUAUAGCUGCCUUUGAUUUAGUUGUAGUUAUGGAGAUAUAGUCGUAUAUGUAUAUUGGCAAAUAGUCCUCGAAGGAUUUUAUCGAGGAAAAUAACAUAGUCGCAGAUGCAUUUCUUCGAAUGACCUAUAACAGUUUGUGCCCCGGAGAUGUAUAGCCUUCGUAUGCAAAUUAUUUUCAUA
This is a messenger RNA of Daucus carota subsp. sativus, 1230 nucleotides long. RefSeq lists its product as uncharacterized. Gene Ontology annotation, cellular component: histone deacetylase complex. Gene Ontology annotation, biological process: regulation of DNA-templated transcription. Lineage: Eukaryota; Viridiplantae; Streptophyta; Magnoliopsida; Apiales; Apiaceae. The coding region runs from base 137 to 943 and encodes 268 amino acids. Gene Ontology annotation, molecular function: protein binding; transcription coregulator activity. The record is from RefSeq and is a predicted model, not a curated record. The transcript is spliced from 7 exons.